Molecule: messenger RNA, 525 nt
Organism: Mesorhabditis belari
Lineage: Eukaryota; Metazoa; Nematoda; Chromadorea; Rhabditida; Rhabditidae
Source: the annotation of a GenBank genome assembly
AUGGGUAAAUUUUUAUCAAAAAUUUUUGGAAAGAAGGAGAUGCGAAUAUUAAUGUUAGGUUUGGAUGCAGCGGGAAAGACAACAAUACUCUACAAACUGAAACUUGGGCAAUCUGUGACGACGAUUCCGACUGUUGGAUUUAAUGUCGAAACAGUUACCUACAAAAAUGUCAAAUUUAACGUUUGGGAUGUUGGUGGUCAAGACAAGAUUCGUCCUCUUUGGAGGCAUUAUUACACAGGCAGUCAGGCACUCAUUUUUGUUAUGGAUGCAGCUGAUCGCGAGCGAGUUGAUGAAGCUCGACAAGAAUUGCAUCGAAUAAUCAAUGAUCGGGAGAUGAAAACAGCCAUAAUUUUGGUAUUCGCUAAUAAACAGGAUUUGGCGGAAGCGAUGAAGCCUCACGAGAUUCAAGACAAACUUGGGUUGACACGUAUUCGUGAUCGAAAUUGGUAUGUUCAACCGUCAUGUGCUUCAUCAGGAGAAGGUCUCUAUGAAGGAUUGACGUGGCUCUCCGAUAACUACAAGCCA